UCUCUCUCUCUCUCUCUCUCUCUCUCUCUCUCUCUCUUUUCUUUCCCCACCGCUUUCCCCCUUCUUUCCAGGCCAUGCGCACCCCCAGCCGGAAUGAGGCAGGCCUGGAGCUGCUCAUGGAAUACUACAGCCAGCUGUACUUCCUGGACAACCGCUUCUUCCCUCCCAACAAGAACCUGGGGAUUUUCUUCCACUGGUCAGUUGGGCCUCUCCUGGUCUUGCCGAGCAGACAGGGAAGACCUGGCGGGGGUGGGGUGGGGGUGGCAAGCCUGGUCCGGCCCAGCCAAACCCCCCUGCAGCGAUUGCCUUGCGAACAGGGCCUCCGUGCUUAGAAACGUGACCCAAGCUCCUAGAAUCAUAAAAACUGUGCAGCUUGAAGGGACACCCAAAGGUCCUCUAUUCCAACCCCCCCCACCUGCAGUGCAGGAAUCGCAGCCAAAGAUUCCCUGGCGAGUGACCAUCCAACCUCUGCUUUAAAACAAAAAAGAAUAUUAAAGUUCAAGGCAAACGACGGGUGUUUGUCUGUAUAAUCAGCAUGCUUUAUUCUUCAGUACUGCUAGUAUUUCGUCCCGAAGCAGCAAGAUUCAGUUAUCUAAUGCCACAAGGCUGUCCAUCGGGAUUUUUUGGGAGGGUAAGAGCUGUUUGUACGGACUCCUUUGGGGGGUUGUGGGCUCUCCUUCCUUGGAGGUGUUUGAGUAGAGAUUGGAAGCCCCUCUGUCCUGGAUGCUUUAGCUGAGAUUCCUGCAUUGCAGGGGUUUGCAUUAGAUGACCCUCGGGGGGGCGGGGGGGACAUUCCAACCCUACAAUUCUGUGGUUCAAGUGUGAAAGCACAUCUGUAUUUUGGGAUAAUAGGUUUGUGCAGAUAUGGGGCCAGAGAAUCAAAAUGGAGAGGUGGAAACUGAACAUACCAAGGGCAGAAUUUCCUUAUAGUGGCCAGGUUGUUCUGAUGCUCGAUAUCUUUUAGACGUUGACCAGUUAGCCUGUUUGCUUUAGUAGGGCCCAUAGUGCGUAGGUGUUGUGGGGAUAGGCCACAAGAGUGAAGUUUUGGAUAGACGGUUUGAAGCCAGGCACUUUUAUGGAAGUCUUGAAGUACAGUGGUACCUCAUAUUAUGUCCGCUUCAUGUUACGUUCUUUCAGGUUACGUCCCGCAGAGACCCGGAAGUACCAGAAAGGGUUACUUCCUGGUUUCGCCACUUGCACACGCGCAACCCGUGAACACGCAGAUGCAGGUUGCGUUCUGCUCAGGUUGUGAACGGGCCUCCAAAACGGAUCCCGUUCACAACCAGAGGUACCACUGUACUAGGGAUUUAAGUUUAGGUGGAACCAGAAGUUAAGAGUUCUUUGCCAAGUCCAUACUUCUACUGAAGAUCCCGCCUGAGAAACGCCUUUGCCCCUGGGGAGACGGUAGCACCGAAACAGCAGCCCACAUCCUCCUGUCUUGUACUCUCAACAAAGACCUGAGGAACGAGAUCCUCACCCCACUCGUACUAACCAUCCCAGGGCGCUCAACCACUGCCACAAUGUCCUAUCUUCUAUCAGAUCAAAAUGAGCAGAAAACAGAAAAUGUUGCUAGGUUCAUAGCAGGGGCAAUCAGAGUAAGGGCCACUUACUGAUGGCUAUGGUUGAAGCACUUGCUAGAAUUUCAGGUGGAUUAAAGCAUUCUGGCCCCCCAGUAGAACACAGGGCUUUUUUUUAACCAGAACUCAGUUCCAGCAGCUCUCAGGUGGGCGCCAUUGCCAUUACAGUUGUACUUUGGAUCCCAAACUCCUUGGUCCUCUGAUGUUUUGGCUCCCGAAUGCCGCAAACCCGGAAGUGAGUGUUCCAGUUUGCGAACGUUCUUUGGAACCCGAACGUCUGACAGGGCUUCCGCGGCUUCUGAUUGGCUGCAGGAGCUUCCUGCAGCCAAUUAGAAGCCAUGCUUUAGUUUGUGAACGUUUUGGAAGUCAAACGGACUUCCAGAACGGAUUCUGUUCGACUUCCAAGUUACAACUGUGUAAGAGAACAGGGGAGGCGUUCAUGGUGAGCUCCGGCACCUCUUUUUCUCAAAAAACAGCACUGAUUCAGCAAAUACACACACACACACACACACAAUUUGUGUGUUUGUGUGGUUAGGAAGGUUACUGGGGAAAGCAACGAACCGUGUUAGAAUGGGAGCGGAGGCACUAGCAAAUCAGGAUGGAUAAACACUGCAUAGCCAAAUCAUAACAAAUGUGUAAUAAAGGCAGGAUGUAGUCUGACAGUUGCAUAAUCAUUGUGCAAGCAAAUCAGGAUGAAUGCGGAAUAAAGUGUCGCAUCUCUUUUCUUCCAGUCCCACCCAACAUUUUUGCUGGGGGGGGGGCUGUGGCCUUCCAGAGGUGGCUGGACUCCACCUCCCAUCAACCCCUGCUACCAGAAUGGCCCAACGUUCAGGGACGAUGGGAGUUGUAGUCCAGCAACACCCGGAGACUCCCAGGUUGCUACUCCUGCCCAAACCUCUCCAGUCUCACAGAGUUCCUCGUCUCCCUGCUUCUAGGUAUGACUCCUUAACGGGCGUGCCUUCCCACCAGCGGGCUUUGGCCUUCGAAAAAGGGAGCGUGCUUUUCAACAUCGGCGCCUUGCACACCCAGAUCGGUGCUCGGCAGGACCGUACCACCUUGCAAGGCGUGGACUGCGCCAUUGAGGCUUUCCAGAAGGCGUCUGGUACGUCAGAUUCUCUGCCACCCCCCUUCCACUUCAAAUACAUAUACUGUUUUAUCAAUGAAUAAACGUUAAAUGGUUGCAUACUUGCCGUAAGUGAAAAUUACAGGAGUGCCCUUAUUUCGGCUUUAGACAGAUCAAAUACUUGGAUAGCAUCUCCAAAGAUCUGUUUGGGUGGCGAGCAAUGGGAAAUCUCUUCCAGAAAUAAACGAAUGCCAUACUAUGUCGAAAUGUGUCUUUUUUGAAAGUUGCUCAUACAACCCUUCUGUGGUAGCUAAGUCUUUCUCACAAGGCCACAUGCCACCUAGCAUUAAACCAUAGAUCUGUGGAUUUUUCUGCCCGUUUUCCCCCACUGCUGGGCUAUCGCUAUUUGUGGCACAAUCAGAAAGAAAACCUAUUAAGUCUUUAUGACCCUUGACACAAAUUGAGCUGAGGUCCGGUGGUCAAACUUUCUUUUCUUUUUGGGGGGAAUAGUGGAGGUUAACAUUUGCCGAUAGUGGAAGUAAGUAUUACAAUGCAUCAGGUAUCCUGUUGUCUCUGAAAGUCUUUGUAGACUAUGCAAGUCUCUGAAAGAAGCAAUGGGUCAGAUUCUUAUCUGGUGAAAACAGUCUGUAAAGCUUUGUUUAUGGCGUCCAACGCUGCGGACGUAGUCUGCAAACAGAUGUAGUGAAUAUUCACUCAGAGAUUUGCAUAGUCUACAAAGACUGUCAGAGACUUAUAAGACUUUCAUUUGGUUCUAUGUUUUCAAGAGAAUCCAUCAAGAGUGCAUAUUUUGUGACUUCCAGAGACUUUCUGUUUAUUUGGUUUUGCAGAGUGCGCAUUUCAUAUAUUUCAUACUGUUCAGUGCUCUGUAUAGAUUAUAUAAAGAGUUUAUAUUGAGAUUGCAUUGUUGUACUUGGUCAUCGUGUUGCCUUGGAUAUUACUGAUACAGUGGUGCCUCGCAAGACAAAAAGAAUCCGUUCCGCGAGUCUCUUCGUCUUGCGGUUUUUUCGUCUUCCGAAGCAAGCCCAUUAGCGGUUUAGCAGAUUAGCGCUAUUAGCGGCUUAGCGAUCAGCUGUUAAGCGGCUUAGCGGCUUAGCGGAUCAGCUGAUAAGCGGCUUAGUGGUUUAACGGAUCAGCUGUUAAGCGGCUUAGCGGAUCAGCUGAUAAGCGGCUUAGCGAUCAGCUGUUAAGCGGCUUAGCGGAUCAGCUGAUAAGCGGCUUAGCGGCUUGGGAAAGGGGGGGAGGAGAAAAACCCCGCAGGAACUCGCAAGACAUUUUCGUCUUGCGAAGCAAGCCCAUAGGAAAUUCGUUUUGCGAAGCACCUCCAAAACGGAAAACCCUUUCGUCUAGCGGGUUUUCCGUCUUGCGAGGCAUUCGUCUUGCGGGGCACCACUGUAUAUUGUUUGCAACGCAGGAGUUUAAUUGCUUGGUUACUUAUGGUUCUAAGUGGGGCAGCCCCAUCUCACUUCGGGGAUGUUGCUCUUUCUCCCCCCCCCCUUGCAGGUGCCUUCAACUACCUGAAGGAGAACUUCUCCAACGCCCCCAGUCUGGACAUGAGCGCAGCCUCUCUGAACAUGCUGGUGCGCCUGAUGAUCGCCCAAGUGCAGGAGUGCGUCUUCGAGAAGGUCAUUCUGCUCGGAGCCCAGAGCGACUUCCUCGCCUGCCUGCAGCUCGCCCAGGAAGCCGCCAGGGUACAGAAUCCGUGCGCGUGCCUCUCGCGGGAAGCUGGCUCUACAAAGGGCACAACAAGUGGGCUGGAAUCUAGGCCAGUUUGCGGGGGGGGGACGACCGGGGAUUUCCGUUUCCUUUUUUUAAAUUUUUUUUAAUGAUAUUUAUUCCAAGUUUAAAAUUGCAAAAAAGAAAAAAGAACAAUACAAAAUACAAAGAGAAAUUUAACCAUAACAAAGCGAAAAAUAACAAGAAAAAGAAUGAACAAUAAAAUAGAGUAAAAAAGAAGACGAAACAAAAAAUAUAAAAAUGCAUUGAGUUAAAAUAGAACAAAAACAAAUUAAACCUUUACAUAACCUUUUCCCUUUACUUAUUUCCAUGACCUCCUCUCACCUCCCAAUUUUGUAUUCUAGUUCAGAUCGUAUUUCCAGCAAAUCCUUCUAACCUUAUUUUCAUUUGCGUAUUUUAAUUUAAAAUAAUGUAGUUAAACAUCCUCUGUUUCAUCAAUUUCAUCAACUCAUUUUUACUUAAUCCUUUAUAUCAUAUCUACCAAAACGACCUAAUUUUCUUUUUUCCUCAUCUUCCUAGGGGGAUUUCCGUUUCCAGCAUUUGGGGGACUGAAAAGCUCUUUCCAUGCUAGGUUUGCCUGGGGCACUUAGUGUGGAGAGAGCAUUUAAGCUCUCCACCUUGCACAUGGGCUCUGGGACUGCUGAGCAUGCUCUUGAUCUGCAAACACAGAGCAGUUCCAGGGGUUUGGAGAUGCAUGUUUUUGUUCAUGUAUAGAACCUUUUAAACUAAACCCCUGCUUUGAGAUAGUACUUCUUCUUUUCUUUUCUUUUCUUUUCUCGGCUAAGACUUGUUUGUUUCAGAAGCUGGUACAAGCAGAAAUGGCAAAAGCGGAUGGAAAAUAAAGUUACUGAAUUGCUGUGCCACAAUACUUAAAAAUAACAGAUGAGUACUACGGAAACAAAGGGACGCGGGCGGCGCUGUGGGUUAAACCACUGAGCCUAGGACUUGCUGAUCAGAAGGUUGGCGGUUCGAAUCUCUGUGACGGGGUGAGCUCCCAUUGCUCGGUCCCUGCUCCUGCCAACCUAGCAGUUCGAAAGCACGUCAAAGUGCAAGUAGAUCAAUAGGUACCGCUCCGGUGGGAAGGUAAACGGCGUUUCCGUGCGCUGCUCUGGUUCGCCAGAAGCGGCUUAGUCAUGCUGGCCACAUGACCCGGAAGCUGUACGCCGGCUCCCUCGGCCAAUAAAGCGAGAUGAGCGCCGCAACCCCAGAGUCAGUCACAACUGGACCUAAUGGUCCGGGGUCCCUUUACCUUUUUACUACGGUAACAAAGAGGUCCAGCAAUUUCCAAAAUAACUUCUGUUCCGUCUGAUGAAUGAAUUCACAUACACCUGCUUUCCUAGCUUUAAAAUACAUUCUUUUCAGAAGUGUGGCUCUUGAAUUAGACAUCUUUUAGAAAUCAUUGUUCUGUAAAGGAGGCCACACGUAAAUAUCAAAAGAAACUGCCAGUUGACAGGUAACAUUUUGAGCCCGGAAGAGAGUGAUGUGGGUUUCAAAGUUAAAACUGUGUCCCAGUUAGAUAGUACUUCCUGAAACUGCCUCACUGGUGACUUUCCUUUCGGAGUGAAAGGCCGCCCAGAAAAAAAAAAGUUUGAUAAAUGCAUCCGUUAAGCAUUGCAAGCUGCAACUGCAACAGAGUGUUGCAGCGUGGGUUGGUUCCUGUUCAGAGUUCUAGCCAGCCAGUCGCACACCCCUCAACCCUUCCAGGAUGUUCCGAUCCGUGCCCAGAAAGUUCGGCUUGGAUUCUGUGUUUGGAAGGCAAAACUAGCAUCGUAUGAGCUGUGACAGGGUUAGGAUCUGAUUCACGGAGCACAGAAGUGACUCAGCAUCUUCCCAGACUGGUUCUGGCCUCCACAGCAGCCUUUGGAGAGGUCAGGGACUUUUGUGGCUAGGAAAGUUGGGGAAGACAUACCCUGCAAGCAAAUUACGGUGAACUGUCAUUGUGGUAAAUCAAAUCAAAUAUCUAUUAGGCAUAGCAAACCACACAUUAUCAAACAGACACCGUAUACAAGUUGUGCAAAAUACGAGCUCAACAUAACAAGGUUUGUCCCAGUCAGAUCUACAACUCCAGAGAAAAUCAGUUUGCAGAAAUAAUACAAUACAACAUUACCACAUCACCAAUCAAUUAAGAACCACUAAAUCUCUUUAUAAUGGUCCUUUCUUUCUACAUGGACAACACUCAAAAAUUCAGCCACUAUUAAAGUAAUUUAAUUAUUCCUGUCCGAAAGCAGGUCCUGUACCGUUGGUGGCAUAGAAUUGAGCCUAUUGUAAGGCCUCUAAUAAUGGCAUAAAUGCCAAAAUCACAAGAAAAGAAAAUAUGCUCCAAAGUAUCAGGUUCCUAUUUACUACAUUUACAGAGACGCUCUGAUUCUGGGAGAGCUAAAUAUCUUCCUCUUACUAUCAUUGAGGGAAAAAUAUUAAAUCUGGCUAACAUAAACAGCCUGCACAAUUCAUGAUUCUUCAGAUUUGUCAUGUAUCCCUUUUGAAAAUCUCUACACAAAGGGAGAUUUAAAUAGAGAGGAGAGCAAGUGCUGUGUUUUGCAACUUCAAGAGUGGAGAGAACACUUUUUUCUGUAAGAUUCUUCCUGAUGAUUUCCCAAAUAUCUUAGGGGUCAGAAUUUUCAAAGUCAGUUAGAUUAAGCCCUAUCAAGUUCAGUUUUCUCCUACAAAUCAAUGAUAAAUUGCAAAUUACAUUAUCACUUAAGAGGUCGUAAAGGAGAGAAUCGUCAUUGUGGUAUAUAUCUCAUCAAACAAAUUACAGCGGGUGCUCCUUGUCGUAUAUUCUCUCGCCAACAAACUAUGAUGGGCACUCAUUGAUGUGUAACCUCCGUGCAGGCAAAUUGCAACAGAGAGACAUGGCCAAAUGACUGCUAACAAAUCGCAAUUGCUGCUCAUCGCUGCAUAACCUCCCUGCAGACAUAUGACGGCGGGCGCUUGUUCUCGCAGAACCUGCCUGCAAACAAAUUUCGAUGGGUGCCUGUCAGGGUGGAUUUGAUUUAAAUCAAAUCUAUUUAAAUCACGAUUUAAAUCUUCUUCUUUUUUACAUAAAGACUCAUUCUUGCUGGUAAAAUCUUAAUAUUUAGAACCAGAUGAAGGUUUCAUUUUUGGAAUAAUAAAUUUUCAGAGUAGUUUUUACAGUUAUAUAAAAAAUUACUGGUAUCGUUAUACUAUAAGAAAUACAUAGGCAGAUAAUUAUGAAAUUAUUGUGAGAUUUAAAGUUGACUGUUUAUAUUUGGACAGCUUUUCUGCUGUGCUUUAUUGGAAAGAGGAAAAAUAUCAAUUUCCUUAAUAACAAUUUAAACUAAAACAAUAACAUUAUAGCAUAUGUAUCCAUGUUUGUUAACUGAUGUGGUAAACAAUUAAAAAAAAAAACUUAGGCUGAGUUUUGGCACACAUGAAAAACUUAAAGCAAAUCCUUAUUUCCUGAUGAAUAGCUUUUGGACUAUUAUAGAACUUAAAUAGAAAACUAUCUUUAGAAAGGUUUUUACUCCAAAAGCAUUUUAUUUUAAAAAUCCAGUUUAAAAUUUAAAAAAUCUGAUUUAAAUAAAAUAAAAAAAAUCCUUGAUUUUCAUCCACCCUGGUGCUUGUGGUCGUGUCGAUCUCCCUGCAGUCGAAUGAUGGCAGACUCUCUGUAUACAGCCUCUGUGUUGUGCAUGCGAAUCGGGACGGAUGCUCGCUAAACAGCUGGAGUUUCCCCUCGUGGCUACCUGCCAUUGGGUGGGUGAGUGUGAAAUAAUCUUUGCCAUGCCUGUGUUACCACCUUGUACCUGUCCUUGGCAUUUGCAGGUGGAAGAGGUCUACUCCUUGGUGUAUCAGACAAUGACCCAGCCCCACGUGAAGGAUUACGUCCCGUUUUCGUGGACCACGAUGGUGCACGUCAAAUCUGAGCACUUCAAGGCUCUCUCUCACUGCUACGCUGCCAUGGCUCUUUGCGACUGCCCCCGUAAGUAUCUGCUUUGGCUCUUCCGUGCCCCCGCCCUCAAUCUCUCCCUCUGCCCCCAAGCACAAUUAAUAAUAAUAAUAAUAAAAUUUUAUUUAUAUCCUGCCCUCCCCAGCCAAAGCCGGGCUCAGAGUGGCUAGCAACAGUAAAAUAAUACAACAUUCUAAAAUCAUUUCAUUAUAAAUUCAGUUCAAAUCAGAUUAAUGGCAACCAUUGGGCUAGAGUUCUGUGAGGAUUAUCAAAGGAGGAGGUCAGAUUGUGCCUUGGCCAAAGGCCUGGUGGAACAGCUCUGUCUUGCAGGCCCUGCGGAAAGAUGUCAAGUCCUGCAGGGUCCUAGUCUCUUGGGACAGAGCGUUCCACCACAUCGGGGCCAUGGCCAAAAAAGGCCCUGGCUCUGGUUGAGGUUAGCCUAACCUCCCUGUGGCCCGGGACCUCCAAGAUGUUUUUGUUUGAAGACCGUAAGGUCCUCCGUGGGGCAUACCAGGAGAGGCGGUCCCGUAGGUAUGAGGGUCCUAGGCCGUAUAGGGCUCUGAAGGUUAAAACCAGCACCUUGAAUCUGAUCCUGUACUCCACCAGGAGCCAGUGCAGCUGGUAUAGCACCCGGUGAAUGUGAUCCCAUGGUGAGGACCCCAUAAGGAGUCUCGCCACCGCAUUCUGCACCCGCUGGAGUUUCUGGGUCAGUCUCAAGGGCAGCCCCACGUAGAGUGGGCAUCCUCUAACCUGGGUGCUUUUCUGAGUAGAUCUGGCCUAGAUUUUGAAUCGGACCAGUCUGCAGCUGAUUUGGAUCUGAAAUCAGUGUGGUCUUGGCUUCACUGCUUCUCCCCCAUUUUGUGCAUCUCUGGAGUAAAACGGCCUCUGACUGGCUCGGCAGCCUGUCAGCAAACUCCUUGCCAGGCUGAGCCCCAAGCCAGGCUGCCACGUGCCACCUCUGAUGCCAGACCAUAAUGGGCUUAGGGCAGCGGCGGCUGAUUCCAAGGUGUUGUUUUCAGAGGAGGGAGGAAGAUGCUUAGCUGAGCUUCCUUAGCGGUUCACUGUCUCCUCCUGACGCUUUGAGCGGCCCUAAUCCCAAAGUUCAUUCCUAACGUAAGCAGAUUAGCCGUGGCUUUGGCCGGCGAAUGAUAAUAAAUGCAGAGGAGAUUACAUCUUCAGGGCGAUAGUCGGUCUGUUUCACGUCUCACAAGGAUUUGGGUCAUGUGGUCUCUGCCACGCUCAGGACUAGAGACUUGUCAAGUGGCGAUUGCCCGGAGAAUUGGGCAGUGUUUAGAAACCAGCUGGGUUUUGAGUAGUCUGGCAUGUCUUGCCUUGCGGCUUGCUGCUUUUCUUCAUCUUUUUGGAAAAUAGCAAAUUGAACAAGGGAGGAAAAACAGAGAAAAAGUGUGAGGGGGAGGGAAACAACGAAAACCUCCGUCAGCUCGAGUUAAGCAAGCAGUACAGCACAGCCAUCUUAAAUUAAACCUAUAAGUCAGUGUAAGUCAUCCAUGGCUGGCAUUCAACUAAGUUUCAUUCAAAGUAGACCCAUUGAAAUUAAUGGACCUAUCUCUGCCACGCUCAUUCAUUUAAAUGAGCCUAGUCUGAGUAAAAAGGGACGUGGGUGGUGCUGUGGGUUAAACCACAGAGCCUAGGGCUUGCCGAUUGGAAGGUCGGCGGUUCGAAUCCCCGCGAUGGGGUCCCUUCCAAUGCUACGCUUCUGUGAUUCCUCCCAAGUAAGCCUUUUCCUUUUUCAAAAAAAAUAAUUUUAAUUGAAUGAUUUUAUGUUACAGAAAACAUUACAACCAUACUACCACAAAAUAUAAUUGAGAAAUAAAAAUUACAUACAUCAAUAUUUUGUUUGUUAUUUGUUAUUUACCGUCUUAUUUCCAAACAUUCCAUACAAAACACACACCCGCAAACACAAAAAUUAUAAUGAUAAUGAAAACGAUAAUGAUAAUAAUGAAAAUAAAUAUUUUCCGCCUUUUAUCUUACAGAAACUUUUCUUCAGUUUUGACUUCCUGUCAAGUCCCUUCGCAUAUGUUUUAUCUUACAAUUGAAUGUACACAAAACAAUAAACCUUUCUAUAUAGAUUUUCCAAUACAUUCAGAAAAUAUAACAAAUCCUUAAUUAUUGUCCACCUCCUUUUAUUCCUUUGUCACUCGAAUGCUAGCACGGAGUCAAAACUAUUAUUGUAUUUUUGAAUGUAUCUUCUAUAACCAUCCCAAUUUUCCGCAAAUUUUUGCUUUGAGUUUCCUCUGAGUUUGCUGGUCAAUUGAGCGAUCUCCACAAAUUCCUGUAAUUUAAUUUGCCAAUCUAUUAUUUUUGGAGCCUCCUGAUCUUUCCACCGCUUGCCAAGUCAGCCUUUUCCUGGUCUGUUUCCUGCAGCUGCGUCUGACGCGGAUCUCCCGGAGCACGAGAAAGCUUUCCUCCAGUUCCACGUCACGCCGCCACAGGGCCCAGACGUCCGGCUGCUCUUGCAGGACCAAGAAGAGCGAAGGAAGCUGGGUAAGCCCCUCUCCCUCCCCUGGCUGAUACUGGCUUAGAGCAUCCUUGGCCAACCUGGUGUCACGUGACAAAGACACAUGAGAGCCAAAGCAGCAAAGCAGGCUGGGAAGUGCUGGGACUGCACAAUCAUUUGGUCCUACUAUAGUUAUUCAGGCCUAACUGCUAUCUGUUGAGUCGCUCUGACAUGUGACUUAGCAGCCAUUUUCUCUCUGUAAGAUUUCAGUCAGAGUCCGUCUGCCUCAGUUGUGAGCAGAGUCAGUAUGGAAUCUCAGUCAAACUGUUUGGAACCAUGUUGUUUAUGAAGAUGUUUAUUUUAACUCAGUAAAGCUCUUACUCUUUCACUGAAAAACUCUGUGUUAUUCAUUUACGCUGGCACGUCAGGUUAUGGGCCCAGGGUGGCUUCCAGAUGUUUUGCAGUGCUGUUCCGAUCAGCCUGAGCUGGCCUUUGGCCUGACGCAGCCGCAGAGUUCUCCUUGCCGUUGCACAUAGUUACUGUAUUUUUCGCUCCACAAGACGCACCUAGAUUUUAGAGGGGGAAAGCAAGAAAAAGAAAUUCUGCGCAGAGCAUGUAAAGCAAGAAAAGAGAGAGCCGCUUACAUGGUUUCUGUCUCACUUUGCGCAGCUCUCACUUUGCUUGCCCAUUCCUCCUCCCGCUUUGCUGUAAAAGAGACACCAGGACAGGUGCUUUGCUUGCUUUACAGCGAGGCGGGCUCCCAUCCGUCCCUCCUCCCGCUUCGCUAUGAAGCCAGCAGAGCAAAAGCCGCUGCGUAGCUAUCGCUGAAGCCAGCAGAGCAAGAGCGAUAGCUGCACAGCGCCUCUUGCUCUGCUGGUUUCAGAGCGAGCAAUGGACGGGAGCCAUGGCUCCGGCUGCGGAGGCAUCCCUCAGCUCGCAACUGCAGCGGUAGCUGACGGAUCCCUCUGCCGUCCAGUGCAUUCGCUCCAUAAGACGCACAGACAUUUCGCCUUAUAGAAUCAUAGAAUCAUAGAGUUGGAAGAGACCCCAAGGGCCAUCGAGUCCAACCCCCUGCCAAGCAGGAAACACCAUCAGAGCACUCCUGACAUAUGGUUGUCAAGCCUCUGCUUAAAGACCUCCAAAGAAGGAGACUCCACCACACUCCUUGGCAGCAAAUUCCACUGUCGAACAGCUCUUACUGUCAGGAAGUUCUUCCUAAUGUUUAGGUGGAAUCUUCUUUCUUGUAGUUUGGAUCCAUUGCUGCGUGUCCGCUUCUCUGGAGCAGCAGAAAACAACCUUUCUCCCUCCUCUAUGUGACAUCCUUUUAUAUAUUUGAACAUGGCUAUCAUAUCAGCCCUUAACCUCCUCUUCUCCAGGCUAAACAUGCCCAGCUCCCUUAGCCGUUCCUCAUAAGGCAUCGUUUCCAGGCCUUUGACCAUUUUGGUUGCCCUCCUCUGGACACGUUCCAGUUUGUCAGUGUCCUUCUUGAACUGUGGUGGACCUUACUUUUUAGGAGGAAAAAAGUGCGUCUUAUAGAGCAAAAAAUACAGUAUAUAUUUGUUGGGUGUGUUUGUAGGCAAGGCUCACCUCAGGAAGGCCAUCAUGAGGCACGAGGAAGCCAUGAGGAUCCACAGCCUGUGCAAGAUCUUGAGGAAGAUGGACAUCCUCCAGGAGGUCCUCUGCUUCGCCCACAAGCGCUCGCUCGGCAAGUACUCGGAGAUCGACCACGAGGAAGACUUCUUCGAGACGGCGGACGCCCCCGACAUCCACCGUAAGUGAGCAAGAUUAGGCACAAAUGCACAAAGCAUUUUUUAAAAAAAUCCAGACUCCUUGUGAUUAAUAAUAAUACUAAUAAUUAAAUUUUCAGAUUUACCAACAGUCAUCAAGUAAACAAAUAAAACAAUUUCCAUAAGUUUCCUUACGUUAACUUUUUCUCCUGCAUCUUCUCUGUUUGUCCAAUUUUAUUAAAUCUCCAAAAAAAAACCCACAACUUUUAACUACGAGCGUCAUUCCAAUCCUACUAUUAAUUGUAAUUGUUUACAAUGAUUUUUCUCAGGUAAAUGAUAUAUUUUCCCCAUUCCUUAUUGAAAUUUUGGUCUUCCUGAUCAAGACCCCUUGUGGUUAUGAAUGACCUGCCCUUCACCCCAAAGUCCCAAGGCAAGGUUAUUACAGCAUCAACACACAAUGUUUUAAAAAUGCUUUAAAACAGCCUGCUGCGUUACAGGAAAGGCGGGAAUCUGUGACUCCCUGUCUUCUGAGCAGAGGGGGAAUUCUAGGGAGCUUCCCUUCUGGACUCGGAGAUUUUGCCAUGGGUCAUCAAAAGAGAUCUCUUAGCAGGCUUAAGGACUUAGAAACAUGCCCAAGGAAAGGAAGAGACAGCUGAAGGGAUGCUGGAUUCUGUGUGUCCAGAGUAAAACGCUGGGUUUCUGCGGAAUACAUGCUUUUCCUCGAAUUAUAUCUACUUGCAGUCCUUAGGGAUCCAGCUCCAGAAGCGAUACGUACUGAUAUAUUUGUGCAGUGGUUUAAAAGUAGGCUUAUCCCAACCUGGUACGUUCUAGAUGUUUUGGACUACAAGUCCCAUCAGCCACAGCCAACACACGCUGAUGGGAGUUGUAGUCCCAAAAAUUCUGGUUGACAAAGGCUGGUUCAAAGCACCACUUCCUGUGCCCCUCCUCUCUCUCAGCCUUGUUUUUCUCCCUCCCUCCCCCUCUCUCUCUCUCUCUUUUAGCAAAAACUCACCAGAGGCCGGAAAUCAAAUCUCCCAACUUUUCCAAGGUGAAAGUCACAGACAUCUUCCAUCGGCUGGUACGUACCACAGGGCCUGGAUGAGGCUAGGUUUUGAAGUGAGCGGCAAUGGUAGAGUAGAGUGGAUCCAUUGCCAACAGAUCCCAGAGGUCCGCCCUCCUGUCUUCCCCAUUUUGUCCCUCCCUUGUAAUGCUAUAGCACUCCAUGUCACGCAGUGAAACGGGACAGCGUUAUGCGUGGGGCGGCCUCUGAAGACGGUUCAGAAACUUCUGCUGGUGCAGAAUUCGGCAGCUCACCUGACAGCAAGAUGGUUUGAGCAUAUUACACCGAUCCUGGUCCAACUGUGCUGGCUAUCAAUUAGUUUCCAGACCCAAGUGCUGGUUUUGACCAGCUCAGGACCGCAAGACCCCCAAGGGCUGCCUAUCCAAAUAUGAACUGCCCCGGACCCUGAGAUCAUCAUCUCAGACCCUUCUCCCUGCGCCCCCUCCAUGAGAGGUCCGGAGGGUGGCAGUGUGAGAACGGGCCUUUUUGGUGGUGGCUCCACGUUUGCGGAAUGCAGUGGACACUCGGGUUGCGAACGUGGCCCAUGCAGGAGGCACGUUCACAACCCCCUUGUCUGUGCACGCACGGGUCGCAAUUCGGCACUUCUGCUCAUGCGCAAAGCGCAAUUUAGCGCUUCUGCGCAUGUGCAAGCACUGAAACCCGGAAGUAACCCAUUCUGGUACUUUCGGGACCAGUGCAGUGCGCAACUGGAAGUGUCUGCAACCCGAGGUAUGACUGUAGUAAUAAUAAUAAUAAUAAUAAUAAUAAUAAUAAUAAUAAUAAAUAAUAAUGGGCUUUGGGGGUUAUUGUUUUGUUUAUGAUUAUGUUAUAUAUUUUUGUGUUUUUAUGCUGUAAAUUUUCCUGUUAUGCUUGAAUGAGGAGCAGCACAUAAAUUUAACAAAGACUAAGAACAACACCCAAACUUCUUUGCAGUCCCACAUAGAGCAGAUUGCAGUAGUCCGGUCUGAAAUUCAGAGCACACUCAUCUGCAUGGCGAGGGAUUUGUCCCUACCAAAAGGACGAUCCCACGAGCCACUGCCAUGCAGCAGAGGUGGUACAUCUCCGAGUGUCGGUUUCUGGGAGCCCCGAGUGGGGAGAAUGUUUUCAGGCUCCCCACAGAGGCAUCUCUCUGGCCCCCCUGGGAACUGGAUGCUAAUUCUCUGCUCCAUGGGGGCUGCUCUGAAGUUCUUGGCGCCAGGAAGGCGCAUGCAUUUCGGGGAUGCGAAAUGCGCCCCCAGCCCUGGAAGUCUCUCUCCUGCAGUACUCCCAGUACGUUUCCGAGCCCAAUUCAAAGUGUUGGUGCUGAUCUUGAGGAUCAUCUCCACCCCCAUCGUUCUGCCCGGACACUGAGGUCCAGCUCCAAGGGCCUUCUGGCGAUUCCCUCACUGCGAGAAGCGAAGUUACAGGGAACCAGGCACAGGGCCUUCUCGGUAGUGGCACCCACCCUGUGGAACACCCUGCCACCAGAUGUCAGAGAGAGAAACAACUACCAGACUUUUAGAAGACAUCUGAAGGCAGCUCUCUUUAGGGAAGCUUUUAAUGUUUAACAGACUACUGUAUUUUAAUAAUUUGUUGGAAGCUGCCCAGAGUGGUUGGGGAAACCCAGCCAGAUGGGCAGGGUAUAAAUAUAUUAUUAUUAUUAUUAUUAUUAUUAUUAUUAUUAUUCCAUCUGCCUCCCGCAGGGCCCACUGUCGGUUUUCUCUGCCAAGAACAAGUGGCUUCCCCCGAGGACGGUGCGCCUGGUGCGAGGCGAGAAUGGCUUUGGGUUCACCCUCCGAGGGGAUUCCCCGGUGCUCAUCGCUGGAGUCAUCGCUGGAGGCUGUGCGGCAGUAAGUGGCUGGUCUUGGCAGUUUGGAACGUGGGGUGCCUUGCUCACCGUGUGGGAAGCUGCCCUAUGCAGUGGAACCUUAGUUGCCGAACAUAAUCCGUUCCGGAAGACUGUUUGACUUCUGAAACGUUUGACAACCGAGGCGCAAAGGGCUUUCGGCAGUUUCAAUGGUGAAAAUUGAGAAAUAAUAAUAAUAAUAAUAAUAAUUUAUUAUUUAUACCCCGCCCAUCUGGCUGAGUUUCCCCAGCCACUCUGGGCAGCUCCCAAGCGAGUGCUUAAAAACAAUACAGCAAUAAGUAUUAAAAACUUCCCUAAACAGGGCUGCCUUCAGAUGUAUUUUCAAGAUAAGAUAGCUGCUUAUUUCCUUCACAUCUGAAGGGAGGGCGUUCCACAGGGCGGGCGCCACCACCAAGAAGGCCCUCUGCCUGGUUCCCUGUAACCUCACUUCUUGCCAUUUGACUUCUGAGGCGCAUUCGAAAACGGACGCAAUUACUUCCGGGUUUUCGGCGUUUGUUCGAAUGUUCGACUUCCAAGAUGCUCGAAAACCGAGGUUCCACUGCGCACACACGUCCUGCUAUGCGAACCGUUGUUAGAUGAGCCUUCAGCUCCCCGCACCUGAAGGAUUUCUACCCUAAGGUAGAGAACGUACAAAUUGGUUCAGUACACAGAGAAAAUAUCUAGAAGUGUACCCAGAGAGAGAGCGUCUGUAAUGCACUGGGAUUUUAUCCCUAAGAAAUAACGUUUUUAGUACACGUCUUGUGUUUUCAUUUUGUAUUUCUGUGCUGUGAACCGCCCUGAGGGCUUUGGAUGAAUGGAUUUAAUAAAUAAUAACUCACAAGGAGCAAGUGAAGUUAAUUCUUUAUGAUAAAAACAAGAUCUGCUCAGGAGUACACAGCAACUUUUCUUCCGCGGGGCUUGCCUCUACGAGGCGGAGAUUCAAGGUCCUUCCACAGCUUCCCAAGUCCCGUCCUUUCCCGGGUUUUUGCCAAGCAACCAGAGACUGUGCUAUGUGCCUGCCUUUGCUCCUUCUACUUUUAUCUCUUGGGCUUUUUGCAGACCGACAUGCUCCUGGGGUGUUAAGCAGGUGGGUAAGCAGUGCAGGUGGCGCUGUGGGUUAAACCACAGAGCCUAGGACUUGCUGAUCAGAAGGUCAGCGGUUUGAAUCCCCACGACGGGGUGAGCUCCCGUUGCUCGGUCCCUGCUCCUGCCAACCUAGCAGUCCGAAAGCACCUCAAAGUGCAAGUAGAUAAAUAGGUACUGCUCUGGUGGGAAGGUAAACGGCAUUUCUGUGCGCUGCUCUGGUUCGCCAGAAGUGGCUUAGUCAUGCUGGCCACAUGACCCGGAAGCUGUACGCCGGCUCCCUCGGCCAGUAAAGUGAGAUGAGCGCCACAACCCCAGAGUCGGCCACGACUGGACCUAAUGGUCAGGGCUCCCUUUACCUUUACCUUAAGCUGCUCAGAAGCUGUCUUUAUGGGACUUAAGCCGAAUGCUUGGUAGUGUUUCCCAUUUCCCGAGGUAAAUUUCAGGAGGAGCCGACUCACGUUUUGCAUAACUAGAUGGUCAGUGGUUUUUGCCUUCGUGGCUGCUGUUUUCCUGUUCUAGUGGCAGUGAGUUUCACAGACGCAGUGAGGAUGUUAGCUGGUAAGUUACACCUGCAGUCUCGUAAGGCUGGUAAGCCUGAAGUUAGUUUUCUGUGGAGUUAAAAGCAGGCGUGUUUUCCUAUCCCUACUGGAUAGGAGAGGAACUCCCCUCCAUAGACGCAUCUCUUCGCACGGAAUCCCUCGCAGCCUUAGGGUUCCUGAAGGUCUCCAUGCCCCUUCCCCUCCCUCCCUCCCUCUUACCUAUUCUGCGGGGGGCUUCCCAGCUUCCCUGGGCCUCACCUCUCCUCGCUGGGUUUCCAGGACGCCGGCCUGAAGGAAGGCGACUACAUCGUCUCCAUCAACGGCAAGGACUGCAAGUGGUCCAAGCAUGCAGAGGUGGUGCAACUCCUGAAGGUGGCCGGGGACGAAGGAGCGGAUGUCGGCGUCAUCACCCUGCAGUACUCUGAAGGGCAGAGCGUGGUAAGCAGGGUGGGGGCUGGGAUGAGCAAAGGCCCAUUGGAGGGGGGUCAGGGCAGUCCUCCUAGUGGUGCAGCAAUAAAACUGCUGGGACAUUUGCAAAGCUAAGCAGGGUCUGGUCUGGUUUCGGAUUGGAUGGGGGACCUACGUGUUGAGAUUCCUGCAUUGCAGGGGGGGUUGGACUAGAUGACCCUCGGAGUCCGCUUCCCACUCUACAAUUCUCUUAGGAUUGCUCAGGGGACAGCAGGAGGCAUCACUUAGAUCAGUGGUACCCUAAUAAUAAUAAUAUUUUAUUAUUUAUACCCCGCCCAUCUGGCUGAGUUUCCCCAGCCACUCUGGGCGGCUUCCAACUGAAUAUUAAAAACAAUACAGCAUCAGACAUUAAAAUAUGCCCUAAAGAGGGCUGCCUUCAGUUGUCUUUUAAAAGUAAAAUAGUUGUUUAUUGCCUUGACAUCUGCUGGGAGGGUAUUCCACAGGGCAGGCGCCACCACCGAGAAGGCCCUCUGCCUGGUUCCCUGUAACCUCACUUCUCACAGUGAGGGAACCAGCAGAAGGCCCUCAGCACUGGACCUCAGUGUCCGGGCUGGAUGAUGGGGGUGGAGACACUCCUUCAGGUAUACAGGACCAAGGCCAUUUAGGGCUUUAAAGGUCAGCACCAACACUUUAUAUUUGUGCCUGGAAACGUACUGGGAGCCAAUGAAGAUCUCUCAGAACCGGUGUUAAAUGGUCUCGGCAGCUGCUCCCAGUGACCAGUCUAGCUGCCGCAUUCUGGAUUAGUUGCAGUUUCCGGGUCACCUUCAAAGGUAGCCCCACGUAGAGUGCAUUGCAGUAGUCUAAGCGGGAGAUAACUAGAGCAUGCACCACUCUGGCAAGACAGUCUUUGGGCAGGGAGCGUCUCAUCCUGCGUACCAGAUGGAGCUGGUAGACAGCUGCCCUGGGCAGGAGCGCCUCUGGGUGGGUGGCGGCAGCAGGAUUUACCUAGGGGGUGCUUGGAGGCAGGGGGGUGCUGGGGGGUGGGGAAUAAGCAACUAAAUAAUUGAAUAAAUAAAUGGCCAUUAGACUUUGAAAACCUGGCAUCACCUGGGGUCAAGCUCGUCAGUUUUGUUGAAUUAAUCAGACUAAACAGAUUUAAUCGGAUUUUUAAAAAAUAAAUGCACAGGUGGUUGUUACUCUACUGAAUUUUAUUCUGUUACUGUCUUCCUUAGUGGGUCGUGCAAUGAUGUGUUUUACAGGUUAGGGGGCACUGGGGGGGGAGGAGUUUAUGGAACGAAGGAGGCAGUGGCCCAGGAAAGUUCAGGAACCACUAAUUUCGGUAAUUUUGUUUGUACGCGGAAUUAUGCCCUCCCCCAAGUCUGAACAAUGAGUGCAUGAAGAACGUAGAAUCGUAGAGUCGGAAGGGACCCCAAGAGUCAUUUAGUCCAGCCCCACCACAAGGCAGGAAUUGUUGCAUGUCUUUUCCUGAAGCGAUUAGCGCUCUAUGGUUCCGUUCUGCUGGAAUUUGAUGAGAACGUUCAACAACAGUUAGAUGCCAGUAAGCUGGUGCUCUCCUUCCACUUCUCCUUCACCCAAACCCCGUCUUUUUUCUCCCUCCGAAAGGUGGACAAGAAGUCUUCAGCAAUGGGUCCUGGCGUUGCUGGAGGUGGCAGUAGCAGCGGCCUCCUGAAAAGCAACAAGGAGAACUGCCGGAAGACCGUGAUGCAGAGCAAAGGCGCCAGCUCCCUCCUGGCGUGGGGCAAACGCAGCAAGCGAAGCAAAAGCAGCAGCAGCAGUUACAGCCUCCCUUUCUCUGCCAUGGGGGACAAUGAGCUGGCCUGCUGAGCGGCUCCCACUUCCUGCCCCUGCGCCGUCACUCCCCGGGCGGGAGAAUGAGGCGCCGGGUUCCCGGCCGAGGAUGCCCACCCCACUGGCGUUUUUGGAGCGUGCAAGGCGGCAGCGGAGUCAAGGAUUCUGCUGAGGCUGGCUUCUGAAAAGCAGGGAAUUCGAACUCGGAGCUAGGAGGGGCUCAGCGUCGCUCCAAAGGCCAGGUGGCAGGGUGAGGGCUGCUGCCCGCAAGCCCCAUUUUCCUGGGGGCAUCCGGCCGGAGGCAAGAGGAUGGAGCCGCCAAGCAGAGCUCUUUCAAAUGACGCACCUUCUAAACAGCCUCCAAUGCCAGUAAGUUCAGAGGGACCCAAGAUGCCUGUUUGCAGCGUUCUAGUUUCCUCCUGCCCAAGGCAUUGCUGGAGUCAUAGCAGUGGGCAAGUGGCCGUUUUGGAGUUGCGCCGUAUAAGAGGUGCAUUUGUGUCCGGUCCUUGGAAAACAGUGUCCCGGCUCUGCGUGGCCUGGCAUUGCAAACCUCUCUGCGUUCAGGACAAUGCAGUUUUCAACUCACUGCUAGGAAGACCAUGAACAGAUCUAGGAGAUGAGUCAUAGGAACAAAAUGGCUGGUUUUUAGUCCCACCUGUAGCAAAAUGACUCAGUUUAGUUCCACCUGUAGGGAAGCAGCGUAAGGGAGGCAAAUAAGCAAAUAUCAAACCAUUUUUGAAAGCGAAACAUGGAUCACGAGCCAAUCGCAAAGGAGAACCGAAACCGUGGUUUGAACUGGCUUUGUAAACUCUGGUUUGUGCUUUGAUUUGGUGCACAUCCUGGUAGGCAUUCCUCUGCAGGAGCCUUUGGGCUCACCCAUCUUUCCGGGCUCGUGAACACAACAUAGAGGCGAACGGUGCAAUCCUGUACAUGUUUACUUGGAGGCAUGUUAAUAAUGGCACUUGCUCCCUGAGAAGCAUGUUGAGAUCCACAGCCUGAGGGACGCAGUCCCUGGUUCAAAUUCUGCAGCCACCAGCUGCUUACCUCGAUGGCCUUAGGCAAGUCUUUCUCUUGCCCCCGGAUCCCACCCACAACUUGGAGAGUCAUACUUGACCUGCCUUAGAGGGUCACUCAUAAGGAUUAUCACAGGUUUUAAUACAUGUCAGGCGUUUUGGAAAUAGUUUUUGCCCGGUGACGCAAAUCUCCCAUCUGCCCGGGGAAGUUGAGGUUUGGUGCUCUGUAAGCCACUGUGUAAGCUGACUGGGACGCAGGUGGCGCUGUGGGUUAAACCACAGAGCCUAGGACUUGCCAACCAGAAGGUCGGCGGUUUGAAUCCCCGCGACGGGGUGAGCUCCCGUUGCUCGGUCCCUGCUCCCGCGAACCUAGCAGUCCGAAAGCAUGCAGCGCAAGUAGAUAAAUAGGUACCGCUCCGGCAGGAAGGUAAAUGGCGUUUCCUUGCACUGCUCUGGUUCGCCAGAAGCGGCUUAGUCGUGCUGGCUACAUGACCCGGAAGCUGUACGCCGAUUCCCUCGGCCAGUAAAGCGAGAUCAGCGUCGCAACCCCAGAGUCUGCCACGACUGGACCUAAUGGUCAGGGGUCCCCUUUACCUUUAAGCCACUGUUGCCCAGUGGUUUCUGAAAGCACUUCGGCAUAUUCCAGCAGCCACUGGGAUUGGGGCACAAGCAGGUUUUCUCCUUUCCUGCUUCUGUACUCCUUCUGCAGUUUGCAAAUUGCUCUUGUGGCAUGCAGCAAUCUUUGUCCCACACUGCAGGCGAUGGUGAUGUCGGUGACAAAGCGAGGCAAGUCUACUACGCAGCUUCCAUCAAUAAAUUUGGGGUGGGCUCCCCCUUUUGCCUGGGGUGCCUCCUGCUGUUAGCAGGGAGCAGAGGUUCCCAAUUUGGAGAGGGCCACCGCCACCUUGGUUCUAUAAAGGCACCCUGAGUGCGCCCUACCUUACAAAAAGCAUUAUUCAGAAUAACAGUUUGCACCAAGGAAGGUAAUAACACAAUAAUAAAACUCAAAACGGUAUGGAUGAAUCAAAAUCCAAUCAAAACUAUUUAGUUUGAUUGGUUCAAGAAGAUUGGUGGACUUGAGGUGGUGGUGCCACUUUUCCAAAGUUUGAAAGCUGUUUACACCUCCAGUGCUGCCUCGCUCGCCCCUUAGUGCCCCCUAGGGAAUGCCCCUUUCCAGGGCACCAUUACCACACCUGUCAGGGUGUGUGUGUCCUUUUAAAAACAAACGAAAAACACCAACCUGCACCCAAAUCUGGUGGAAGGAAAUAAUUAAGCUGGAAAGAAAAGCAGCUCUUCUGCCAGUAGCCCUGGUACCAGCCUGUUUCGUCCAGUGCACAGCAACAGGCAAGUAGGCAGAGAGUGUUGUGCCCAGCUUCCGCCUGAGGGCUUUCCAUGGGUAUCUCAUUGGCCACGGCAAGAGCAAGAUGUGGGACGAGAGAGGCUCUUUUUCUCUGAAGUUUGCAAGCGCAAAAUAUUCCGGUGGUCGAUUCUAUUUUCAUUUGCAGUGAUGGGAAGCUAGGGUGCUCAUCUCACCCAAAUGAACUGGGCGUUUGCAGUUGAUAGGAAUAAGAAUCUCUGGCCAAAUGACUCGCCCAUCUGCAAUUGACAAAAUAUUUGGAGAACUCUCGCUGUUCCUAGUAGGCUUGCCCACUCUCUCCUGUUGCACUUUUGGGAAGGGGAGGAGGAGAACCUGCACGUUUUGUGUGCUUGCCUCCUCUGCGAUUAUUGCUGGCAAGAGACAUGCAUGUGGAUUCGAAUUCGAUCCCCAGCAUCACUAGGUAAAAGGGUCUUGAGUAGCAGGUGAUGGCUGAAGAGCUGUGACCUUGGAGAGCCACUGCCAAUCAGAGUCGUCACUCCUGGACCGGAGGAACAAAUAAGCCAAAUAAGAGAGACUCCCUGUCUGAAAACCUGGAGAGCUGUUGCCAGUCAGUGUAGACAAUGCUGAGUUAGAUGACUCAGGUUAGGGCAGUAUCCUGGUAGGAGAUUUAAGGCUAAGGCUCUCCAAAGUGCUCUGCUCCCGUUUUCAAGGGCAGUCAGUGCUCGAAACCUUCCCAAUCCUAUUUCGCUGCAAAUGCAAGGAAUUGAACUGAGAAAGAUCGGGAGGGCAUAGUGGUUUGUUCUCCAAAUCAGAGGUUGCUUUGGGCCCAUAAAACAGACCCUCAGUUAGGGCUCCCCUGCUGCCACCAGGCAGGCCCACCCCACCCCCAACAUCUGUCCCACAGCGUUUCACAGAGAGCAGUUCCCCCCCCCCCCAAAAAAACCACGUGAUAUUUCCAGCUGACCAAACGGCUGCAGGCAGCUCAAGUAAGGAAGCCCAGAUGCCACAGUGGGCAAGAUACACGGGUAUCGACCAUCACAUUUGGGUUUGUUUUGUCCCGUUUUCCUGUUGGUUCCCUUUAUCUGCCGUUUUGGAGACCAAAAUCUGCAGCCGCUGUCAUUUUCAGUAUCUGUAGAAGCUGCAGGGGGGGGGGUCGGGUCGGUUGUUUUGUUAGCUGGUCAAAUGUGGAAAUAAUUUAUAGCUUGAUCUAAUAAACCAAAUCUUUUUUUUUUAAAAAAAAGGCAGAUAUUUUCCACAUUAGCUCCUGGUUUAGAAACACACACACCCUCUGCAAUGCAGCAAUUUGUUUUUUUGGGGGGUAGGUGGAAAUACUGAUCAUUGUUCUUUUAAUUCUUUUGCAAGGAUUUUAUCCUGGAGCAUUUUCCAGAACAGAUGGGAUCACCCAUUUUUGUGGCCACCAAGGGAGUUUACAGAUGGAAGGGUAGGUAAGGUUUAAGCCUUUCAGAGCAUGGAAAUGAAGGGUCCAAUUUGCUAACUGCAAAUUGAAACCUUGGCAGCCCGACACAUUAAGCUGCAAAGCCCCAUUGCUUUAAAUCACCCUUGGUCCACCUCAUACCCACCAGAUGUUUUGAACUUGAACUCCAGUCAGCCUUUGCUGACUGGGACUGGGGGGAGUUGUAGCGCAAAACAUCUGGAAAGUGGCAGAGGCCACUUUAAGUAGCUCUUGUGUAUCGCUGUGGCUCUUCUGUAGCAGAAAUUCCUGGUUGUUGUCCAUUUAAAGAACAGGAGUGCUGCUUUUUUUCUCCGUGAAUGUUUUCCUUUUCUCAUGAUUGGGACUCCUGAACCCGCGAGAAAUAAUUUAAUUUGAGCCGAAGUGUUGAGUAGCAACAUAGGGCUCGAUUUGUGUUUUCGCUGCGGCUUCCUGGCUCCUGGCGAUUCUUAUGUUUUCUUAAUGUGGAUUCUUGAGUUUCUGAUGCAAGAAAGAGAGAGAAAACACCGCAGAUAUGAAGAAUUGUGUAAACUUGGAUUGGAAAUGUGGGAAGGGGUGUACUUUCAACUAAAGAGGGGCUUAGACAUCCGUUUCCCUGCCCACCUUUAACAUUGACAGUGUUAAUAUGAGCAUGGGCUCAACCCCACGACCUACUUUGUAUCCGAUUUCAGCCUUGGAAAAUGUGACGAUAGCAAUAAAAAGAGUGCCUCUGA
Messenger RNA from Podarcis lilfordi (Lilford's wall lizard), 23708 nucleotides. The record is from the annotation of a GenBank genome assembly. Lineage: Eukaryota; Metazoa; Chordata; Lepidosauria; Squamata; Lacertidae.